Messenger RNA from Boleophthalmus pectinirostris (great blue-spotted mudskipper), 2550 nucleotides. It is a transcript of the gene dmtn, whose product is annotated as dematin actin binding protein. The transcript is spliced from 16 exons. Gene Ontology annotation, biological process: actin filament bundle assembly; cytoskeleton organization; lamellipodium assembly. Gene Ontology annotation, cellular component: actin cytoskeleton; plasma membrane. NCBI's taxonomy places the organism in Eukaryota, Metazoa, Chordata, Actinopteri, Gobiiformes, Gobiidae. Gene Ontology annotation, molecular function: actin filament binding. Bases 183 to 1307 code for a protein of 374 amino acids. The record is from RefSeq and is a predicted model, not a curated record.
AUCAGAAACACAGCCACAACCUUCUGCCCUUCCUCCUCCGCCACCUCCUCCUCCUUCUCUGUCCUUAGCUGCCGAGAGGCUGGUCCGGAUGCGUUUACCUAAAGCUCCAACACGCAUCGUCCUUUUUCGUUGUUAUUUGGGGCCAACUGAUACCACAUUGAGAGAAAAGGUUUUCUCCAGUCAUGCAGAAGGUGGAGGGACGGGUCACCCCAGUUAACCUGCCCUCCUCCAGGGGCGCUAGCACUCCAGGGUCCCCAGCCACAGGCAUAACAGCUCGUGUGGAUGACCGGGUGGUGGGCUACAGAGAUUUGGCAGCGUUGCCCAGAGACAAAGCCAUACUGCAGGUGGAGAGGCCUGACAUGAUGACUUACCAGCCUCACCUCAGCUUCUCGCCGCUGGACGCCCCACGCAGAGAACGAUCUCAGUCUCCUCCUUCUACAUCGCCUACAAGAUCCCAUGAGGUGAAAUUAGAAAGAGCCGAGAGUGACAGCGUCUCUCCUGGAGGAUCAUCGCUGCAACUACAGGCUGAACGCAAGAUCAGCCUACAACAUUUUCACAGACCAGAUAAUGGAGCAAACAUUUACAGAAAGCCUCCCAUCUAUAAACAAGAUCUAAGCAAGCAUACAGAGGGCAGUGGAGUUAUUCAGUCGGCCAAGUUCCCUGCAGCUCAGCGGCCAGAUCCCAAUGAACCUUCCAAGAUAGAAACAGAAUAUUGGCCCUGUCCCCCCUCAUUAGCUGCCAUGGAGAUUGAGUGGAGGAAGAAAAAACUACUGGAGGAAGAUGAGUUUGAGGACACAGAUGAAGUGAAGACUGUACAAGAGCAAGAGCUCGAAAAGAUUAAGUCCAAUCUUGGACGUCUCAUUUUGAAGGAAGAGAAGGAGAAAUCCAUUCAGUUUCGGAGGAAGACACAGUCACUGCCUGACAGAACCCACAUGCACGGCAGUUUGUCUACAAAUGCCUCAAAGUCUCCAUCUCGGACAGGCACAGGUCUGACCAGAAUGCAGUCUGCAGAGUUUUCCAAUGGAGACAAAGGACAACCAGCUGCUCAGAAUGGAGAUCGUAAGGAGAGGAUGGACAGAGGAACCUCACUGCCAAGUAUCUUGGAGCAGAAGAUAUAUCCCUAUGAAGCACUGAUUGUGACCCAUAGAGGGCGCUGUAAGCUACCUCCUGGUGUUGACCGCAUGCGACUAGAGCGGCACCUGGCUCCAGAGGAAUUUGAGCAGGUCUUUGGGAUGCCAAUGGUGGAGUUUGACCGCCUGUCGCUAUGGAAACGCAAUGAACUGAAGAAGAAAGUUUCCCUGUUCUGAAGAAGUGACCUGACUUUAUUAAUACUUGAUAAAAACAUGCAUAGAGUCGACAAACAGAGCCAGUAAUCAUAUUUCCAGGCCCAUAGUGUCCAUUGUGUAACUAACCAAUCAAGGCCUGGAGACUGGAUGAGACUGUGUGCACUGAAGCUGGCCCUACUAACCCUGAGUGAGGAUGCACGGAUCGAAUGCUCACCUCCUGCACUAAUACUUGCUAAUAGCUGUCCCACCUGCAGCCACUCACUCACAUAGUUUUGUUUUAUAGUUAAGGCGCACACUACAUUUUAAAUAUUGUGGAAAAGUCAACAUACAUUCUAAGUUUAAUUUGAUUACUGUACCAUAGAGAUCUGUCUAGAACACGCUCUGUGAAAUUAUUUCAAAAAUCUAGGCUACUCAUGUAAUUGUCAUCAUUAUUUGUGGGUUUCAGUUUCCUGUUAUAGGCAACAUUUUGAGGACAGAUUAUUGUUAAUUGCAGUGGCACCUGUAUGAAUUUUUACAUUUUGAAACCCAUGAAUUGAGUUUUCUGUUGUCAUCUGCUUUCUUUCUGUGCUGGAAUCAAGGGUGGCUGGACACUUUCCAGUUAUCAUGGACUUCUGGCAAAAUAAACUAUUGGCCAGUUAGUGGUGAGGCUGAAUGUAAAAAUGAAUGUAAACACUGCUUAAAAUGGAAUGAAUCUGAAUGGAUUUGGGGUUUUGAUUAACUACAUUAUAAGAAACAUAUACUAAAAUAUAACAUUAACUUUAACAUCCAUUAUUCAAAAUCAUUUUGGGUAUAGGCCUAGACAUGAAGUGUUUUAAUUUGAAUAGAACUAUUGACAUUUAUAGAAAAUUACAUUUCCAAAGUGUUCCACAAUCCACAAAUUUGACAACAUGCAGCUUCAGUUCCAAAGUGUCACAGCCUUAAUCACAUUUAAUCAGUGUAUCUAUCAUGUAAAUCUAUCUCUUAUUUAUAAUGUAUAAUCCUAUUUAUUUGACAGUCAUUUGUACUCUCAGUUGUCAGAGACACAGUCCAUAUCAAUUUAUGUUCCUACAGUAUAUAUUAUUUUUGUACAGCAUUUUAUGAGCAACACUGGCAUUUUAAUGUUUAUUUCUGUGUCAGAAUUGAAUAUUAGGAAUUAGGAAGUUAUUCACACGUUAUCUGUUGCCUUCCUUGGUAUUCUUUUAGUAUCACAUGCCAUUCAGUCCAAACUUUUGUUGUAUAAUGUAGAGAACUCAAAUAAACCACUGGAAGCAGUUCUAAUGUUUCA